Xyrauchen texanus (razorback sucker) is the source of this 2277-nucleotide messenger RNA. It is a transcript of the gene tnfaip8l2a, whose product is annotated as tumor necrosis factor, alpha-induced protein 8-like 2a. Gene Ontology annotation, biological process: regulation of apoptotic process. NCBI's taxonomy places the organism in Eukaryota, Metazoa, Chordata, Actinopteri, Cypriniformes, Catostomidae. The transcript has 3 exons. Gene Ontology annotation, cellular component: cytoplasm. Bases 128 to 688 code for a protein of 186 amino acids. The record is from RefSeq and is a predicted model, not a curated record.
CGGAUCUGAUGAGUUGUGCUGACUGGCACACAAACGACAUGGAACCACAAACACACACAUAUUAACACUGAGACAAACUUGCAUCACAUCUGCAGCCGAACACACUCAAUAAAUUACAGGACGCACGAUGGAGGCGUUCAGCUCCAAGGACAUGGCAAUGAAGGCCCAGAAGAAGAUCCUGAGUCACAUGGCCAGUAAGUCCAUGGUUCACAUGUUCAUCGACGACAACAGCAGUGAAGUUCUGGACGAGCUAUACCGCGUCUCGAAAGAGCACACAGGAAACCGCACCGAGGCGCAGAAGGUGGUGAAGAACAUGAUCAAAAUCGCUGUGAAGGUUGGCGUUCUGUUCCGACACGAGAAGUUCAGUCCAGAAGAGCUGAGUCUCGCACAAGACUUCAGGAAAAAACUCCAUCAUGGAGCCAUGACGGCCAUCAGCUUCCAGGAGGUGGAGUUCACGUUUGAUAAGACUGUAAUGACGGAGCUGCUGUCAGAAUGUCGUGAUUUAAUGCUGAAGCUGGUUGAGAAGCACCUGACGGCGAAGUCUCUGGACCGCAUCAGACACGUAUUUAAUCAUUACUCUGACCCUGAGCUCCUCACACACCUGUACGAGCCGCAGGGGACGCUGUGGCCAAAUCUCACCAAGAUCUGCAGCGGACUCAACCGCAUGAUAGAGGAGGGCAAACUCUGAACUCACAACACGGAGGCAGAACACACAGCGCAGUCGAAGAGGACGUUUUAAUCAGCGGGUUUUCAUUUGCCGGACAAAGAAAAAAAUAAUCAAGCCACUCACUGAAGAAUAAAAACGUUGCUCUGUCUUGGUGGAAUAGAAAUAGGAAUAUAUUGUUUUAUUCAGUUUUACUGUUUGCAACAAAUAUUCUUUUUUGAUAUUAAAAGGCUAGAAAAGACUGAUCUGAGACUUCCAAGCGAUGUCGGCCUGUUACAACAAGACGCCAAACCAAAGACAACUUAUGCAACACUGGAAUUUCGUACACUUGUAUUUACCAGUAAAGGCCAAAAAAAUUGAAAAAUCUCCUUUUCACUUACAAUGUAUUUUGAUCAACAGCAGCAGUAUUAUAUUUAAAGUUAAAAGCAGUAUUAAAGUAUAAUUGUUUCACAGUAUUUCAAAUAUUACUCGAGUGUUUUUCAGUGGAAGAAGACUCUUUUAAAACCUUCUCUCAUUUCUUCAGAGAUGAUCCUUACUGUUUUCACACAGGUUUCCCAAUCAUUCCCGCACUCUACCAUUGGUCAAGCCACUGAUAGUUCCGCCCCCAAACUCAUGCCAUUGGUUGAGUCAGUGUUGCCCUAUCAGCUUGGUCCGGAUGAGGGCUGGGUAAAAAAUAUAGAUUUCAAUGUGCUGAUAUCAAUUCUCAAAACUCGAUCAUGAUUUCUGAACAUGUUCUAACUUGUUAUCCUUCUUGUACUGUUUUUAUUUGUUCUAUUGCUUGUAAUUCAUUUUUCUAUUCUCACUUUAUAAAUUCAUGUUUACUUGUCUUGAAUAAUUACUUAAAACUUGAAACAAUAUUUACUGAAAUGAGUUUGUAUUUUGUUGUGGUAUUGAAACUGGUAUCGAGAAUCAUCACACUGCUUUUAUAUGGAAGCAAAAUGGUCAUUAUAACUGAAAUACACCCAAAUUAAUCAGAAUCGAGAUUCAAUCGGAACUUUAUCAACUUGGUGGCUCCAAAAACCUGCUUUUGUUUUGUUCUCAAUCAUGUCGACUGUAUCUGAGAAACAUUUUGUGUGGAUGCGACAAAGCGAUCAAAAGUUACAACAUUACAAAUAUAAUUGAUCAUAGUGUCCAAAAACAUCUCCAAACAAAUAAAAGAUAAUAAUUGUACAUAAGAACUAAUUACACAUGCAAACACAACAAUGACUAAAGGUUUGCAUAGCAUGCAGACAUGAUUUUAGUCAUGAGAUUUCACAGAAUGAGUUUCAUUCUGUGUCAUUUGAGUCAUCAUUGAGUCUGUGUCGUGUAUUUGGCGCCAUCUCCUGGUGGUCAUAUGUAACAUUGUGCUUCAUGUGGAUUAUCUAAUGAUCUAUACAUCUGAUUAUCUUGUGUGUGGACUCGAUUGAAAGAUAAUCACAGACUCUAAAUAAUCAUAUGUGAUGUUUUAUGUUCCAUUUAUAUUCUGUGAAUUUAUAAGUGAAAAUGUGGCAUAUGAGCAACAAUUGUUCACAUGAAACAUAUUUGUCAAAGACAAAUACUUCACUAUUACUCGCUAUAUUUUUUUGUCUGUGUGUAAAAUAAAUAGUCUGGUUGUGUUUUACUCUUUGAGAUCU